Messenger RNA from Ilyonectria robusta, 1554 nucleotides. RefSeq names its product amino acid/polyamine transporter I. Gene Ontology annotation, molecular function: transmembrane transporter activity. The record is from RefSeq and is a predicted model, not a curated record. Lineage: Eukaryota; Fungi; Ascomycota; Sordariomycetes; Hypocreales; Nectriaceae. Gene Ontology annotation, cellular component: membrane. The transcript has 5 exons. Gene Ontology annotation, biological process: transmembrane transport; amino acid transport. Bases 1 to 1554 code for a protein of 517 amino acids.
AUGUCGCUCCCCGUUUCGAAGGAGGAUGGCUCCGAUGGCAGCUAUACGAAUGCCAAGGGGCCUACACCUGGCACCGACUUGGCAGAUGAAUUGCUUGAGAAUCUUGGCUACAGGCCUGAACUUUCCCGCAACCGAUCGACUUUACAGAUUGCCUUUAUGGCAUUCAUCUUGGCCUCUAUACCAUAUGGUUUAGCCACAACGAUGUACUACCCUUUAGUAGGAGGCGGUCCUGUCAACAUUAUUUGGGGCUGGGUUCUUGUAUCGUUCAUUAUUCUAUGUGUUGCCGUCUCUCUUGGCGAAAUCACCAGUAUUUAUCCUACUGCUGGGGGAGUAUACUACCAGGCCUUUAUGUUGGCUCCCGUUCAAUGGCGCCGGAUCGCGGGUUGGGUCUGCGGCUGGAUGUAUCUUGUUGGCAACAUCACCAUCACGCUGGCUGUGACGUUUGGCACCACUCAAUUCAUCGUCUCCUGCGUCAAUGUAUUCGAGACUGCGAACGGUGAGGGGGUAUUGCCCGGGGAAAAUUAUCAGGUUUUCCUCAUCUUCCUUGGCAUGACGUUUCUGUGCAAUGCCAUAUCGGCUUUGGGCAAUCGUUGGCUACCGAUCCUUGAUACUGCUGCUAUCUUCUUGACCAUUGCUGGCGUACUCGCUAUCAUCAUUACCAGUCUGGUUUUGGCAAAGCAUGGCCGCCACACUGCGGAGUAUACCUUCACGCACUUUGAGGCAUCGUCAGGCUGGACUCCGGGCUGGUCGUUUUGCAUUGGCCUGCUUCAAGCUGGUUAUGGAACCUCGGCGACCGGAAUGAUUAUAUCAAUGUGUGAAGAGGUGCAGCAACCUUCAGUCCAAAUGCCAAAGGCCCUGGUCGCCACAGUCUUUUUCAACUUUGUCGUCGGCCUCCUCUUUCUCAUCCCCAUUGUCUUUGUCUUGCCAGACAUUUCGACCCUGAUCACGUCUAGCCAACCACUGCCUCCUAUUAUCAAGAGCGCAGUGGGAUCUCCUGGAAUCGCUUUCGCCCUUCUAAUUCCCCUGAUGAUCCUUGGUACCAUGUGCGGCAUUGGAUGCACAACCGCGGCGUCGCGCUGUGUUUGGGCGUUUGCGCGAGACGGUGCUGUCCCUGGAUCCAAGUGGUGGAUGGUUGUUCACAAGAAACUCGAUAUGCCUCUCAACGCGAUGAUGCUGAGCAUGGCGGUCCAGAUUAUCCUGGCUCUUGUCUACUUUGGUUCAUCGGCUGCCUUCAACGCAUUUUCCGGAGUUGGGGUUGUUUGUUUGACUACCUCAUACACGAUUCCCAUCGCCAUCAACCUCUUGACUGGUCGCAAGAAGAUCAAGAACGCUCGGGUUAACCUUGGGCCGUUCGGUCUAUUUAGCAACGUAGUCGCUGUUGCCUGGGCCUUAUUUGUUAUACCUCUAUUUUGCAUGCCUUCGGCCCUGCCCGUCUCGGAAACCACAAUGAACUAUGCCUCGGUUGUUUUUGUUGGUGCAACUGUGAUCUCUGGUGUCUGGUAUUGGGUUUGGGGCCGCAAGAACUAUGCUGGACCCCCUACCCAUGAAGAAUAG